UGUAUUCACUCUAUACCAGCAAGCCGCUGUGACAAGCUGGGUUACCUAGUUACGCGGAUCACCUAGGAGGAAACGUGGAUGUAGACACUGCCGAGAGUUUUAGGUCCCUUACAUUGAAUUGGGCCUAGGGAUGUUUUUAACAAGGUCGAAAGCCCCCCCGCUGCUUCUUCUCCCCAGCAUCCUCGAACUAUCGUUCAGCCGCAACGCAGCCUUUGGUACUGCCCGUAGGGCCUCCUCCGUCUGAAGAAUAUAAACUCAUACCCACUUCUCCCAAAGACAUCCCUCGCCUUACUUAUCUGCUUAUCUACUCUUUCUCAUUGCCACUAACUCCCCCACUCGCUUGUUCACUCGCUCCACGCCACCAUGGACGCCCUGCCUACCCUCGUGGCCAACACCAGCCAUGACGGUAACAGCUCCAAACACGGGCUUCCCGAUGGACUCCUCGACACCCUUUCGCCGCUUCUCGGGUUCCAGCUCAACCCGCUGAUGAAGCUGUUCACGCUCCUCCACGAAAUCAUUGAGAGUCCCCUCGGCAUCGAUCUCACCUACAUCCUGAUCUUGGUUUGGUGAAGUCGUGGGCCAUAGCUCACGAGAGAAAGGUUUAUUAGCUGAACCCCCCGUUCAUCAGCAAAGGGGGGUGGCUGUGCUAACCUCC
This is a messenger RNA of Chaetomium fimeti, 655 nucleotides long. RefSeq lists its product as uncharacterized. NCBI's taxonomy places the organism in Eukaryota, Fungi, Ascomycota, Sordariomycetes, Sordariales, Chaetomiaceae. The record is from RefSeq and is a predicted model, not a curated record. Bases 364 to 570 code for a protein of 68 amino acids. The transcript has a single exon.